This is a messenger RNA of Charadrius vociferus (killdeer), 3470 nucleotides long. RefSeq names its product mitogen-activated protein kinase 1 (gene MAPK1). Gene Ontology annotation, molecular function: ATP binding; MAP kinase activity. The record is from RefSeq and is a predicted model, not a curated record. The transcript has 9 exons. Bases 1 to 1128 code for a protein of 375 amino acids. Gene Ontology annotation, biological process: protein phosphorylation; intracellular signal transduction. Lineage: Eukaryota; Metazoa; Chordata; Aves; Charadriiformes; Charadriidae. Gene Ontology annotation, cellular component: nucleus; cytoplasm.
AUGGACAGUGAAUUCUUGGAGUACGUUAGGGUUAAUUUACUACAGAACAUAGAGGAAGUUUUGAGAAGGAUGGUGUCUUUCAAGUAUGGCUUGGAAGCUAAACUCAUCUGUGUGAUUGUUUCUGAAGUGCUGCUGUUCAUAUCCUCAAGAAAAGAAGAUGUAAGUUCUGCCUAUGAUAACGUCAACAAAGUUCGAGUUGCUAUAAAGAAAAUCAGUCCUUUUGAGCAUCAGACGUAUUGCCAGAGAACUCUGAGAGAGAUUAAGAUCCUACUGCGCUUCAGGCAUGAGAAUAUUAUUGGAAUAAAUGAUAUUAUCCGAGCUCCGACUAUUGAACAGAUGAAAGAUGUAUACAUUGUGCAAGAUCUUAUGGAGACAGAUCUUUACAAGCUCUUAAAGACUCAACACCUCAGCAACGACCACAUUUGUUAUUUCCUUUACCAGAUUCUGAGAGGGUUAAAAUAUAUCCAUUCAGCUAAUGUGCUUCAUCGUGACCUCAAACCUUCGAAUUUGCUGCUUAACACCACUUGUGAUCUCAAGAUUUGUGACUUUGGACUGGCUCGUGUAGCAGAUCCAGAUCAUGAUCACACAGGAUUCUUGACAGAAUACGUGGCCACACGUUGGUACAGGGCUCCUGAAAUCAUGCUGAAUUCUAAGGGUUACACCAAGUCUAUUGACAUCUGGUCAGUAGGCUGUAUUCUGGCAGAGAUGCUCUCCAACAGACCUAUCUUUCCAGGAAAACACUACCUUGACCAACUGAACCAUAUCCUCGGUAUACUUGGAUCCCCUUCCCAAGAAGAUUUGAAUUGUAUAAUCAAUUUUAAAGCCAGAAACUACUUGCUUUCCCUACCACACAAAAAUAAGGUACCAUGGAACAGGCUGUUUCCGAAUGCUGAUCCCAAAGCACUUGAUUUGUUGGAUAAAAUGUUGACCUUUAAUCCUCAUAAGCGGAUUGAAGUGGAGCAAGCUUUAGCCCAUCCUUAUCUGGAGCAGUAUUAUGAUCCAAGUGAUGAGCCUGUAGCUGAAGCACCCUUCAAGUUUGAUAUGGAGUUGGAUGACUUGCCGAAGGAAAAGCUGAAAGAAUUGAUUUUUGAGGAAACUGCUAGAUUCCAGCCAGGAUAUCGAUCUUAAAUUGUGCAUAGGACAAGGACUUAAAGGACUGGGCAUGCUCAAACGUUGCUGUUCCUCUUCCCAGUUCUUUAUUGUUGGUCAUGUCUUGUGGCCUCUCUCAGCUUAUCCACUAACUCCUUUGAGCCAUUCAGGAGGGCAGUUCCUGGUAGUUUUGGCUUUUCAUGCUUUCAAUGAAUCUUUUAAGCCUGAAGAAUUGUAAUUGACACUCCUAUGCGUAAUGCCCAUUGUUGACCUGUUGCAGUACUGUACUGUAAGUGCACCUACUGCUGGCCGUAUUUUAACUGCUUGCUUUCUGGUUUGAAAGAUGCAGUGGUUCCUUUCACUCCUGGAUCAAUAUCCAAGAAGAUAAUUCAUUAACCUUUAAGAAGUUUACACCAUGAACUAUGUUUUUCUGACUUUACUGAAGUCGCUGGCAUUUUUUUUAGAAAAGCUACUAUUCAGGGCACUUUAAGUCAGUGACAUCCCAGAUUUUUUUUGCACUUCCUUUUUAAAUAUAAAUGGUUAGCAUCCAGCGGAUUUUAUACCAUUAUGCUAUGGAUUACCGCAUAAGUCCUGUUCAUGUUAAUCUUGCUUAUGCACUUGUUUGGGUGUCCUGUGCUGCACAUACAGGUAUUCUGUACAGCGUAAGAGCCACAUAGGAACCCAACUUAAUUGAAUUCAUCUAAGAAACAUUUUUUCCAUGUAUUGACAAAAUUAGUACCUUUUUCUCCCCGCCUUUUCUAAAAGAGAUCAUUUAAAGUUUAACCAUGUUGGAGGCGUAGUACUUCCAAAGUUCAUACCAUGUAGUAGUGUUUAUAAGACUUGUGCAAAGAGAAUGAGCGGCAGCUCGCCAACUUAUAUUUGCUCACCGUGUGGUGGAAGAUUAACAAAGAACAUAAUGGCAUGAUGACCUAACGGUGAAUGCUUUUCUCUGUGGAAGGCAUCCAUAUGUGGUGGCAAGCGAGAAACCAAAAUAUGAAGUUAAUAAACUCAGUCUACAUACUGCAUACUAAUGAAAUGCUUCAAAUGAGGAUUGAUAGUUUUUACAUUUGAAUCUAAUCACUGACAUUCAGAAUUCUUGCAGAGAGGAACACUGCAUCUUUAAAUGAGAAAGUUUGAUUUUACUUUUGCUCCUACAGCAUGUCAGCAUCUCAAGUUCAUUUCUUGCAACCUACACUAUGGUGAUUUGUAAUCAAGCCUCCAUGAGCUCGUGACAUGAAGUACUGUUCUGUUGUCAAGUACUAUCAAACUUUUCUGAUAAUGCUGAGUUAGGACAACCAAACAAAGCUAGCACUAAAUAAUGUUUAAAAUUGUAUACCUUUUAAUGAUCUUUUCAAGUAUUUGUUACUGAAAUUGUAUAAUGUGGAGUUUACUAGGUGUUAUGUUCCAGUGCAGUGCCUCCUUUUCUUUCCCCACUGCUCUCUGUGGUGAGAAAUUUGCCUUGUUUAAAAUAAUUACUGUGCCCUCGCAUGACUGUUAAAGCUUUCUGUGCAAAGAUGAUUGUCUAAGUGCCACAUGCCUAUGAUUGAGAAAAAAAAAUAAUCUAUUGUUACCUCUGAGUUGUGUUCAACUGAAAUGCUAUUCAACAAAUAACUUAGGAAAAAUAGUUCUAUUUUUAGCUUUUCAUAUCUCUGCUGUCUUUUUCUCAUUUUAUUUUGGCAGCAGUGAAGAAUGGAUUGUAUAAAGACUGCUUGCUAAUAUGAACAAAAUGCACUUGUAAUUCCUGGAAAUAAAUUUAAAUCUUAUAUCUUCACAUUAACAUUAAGAAUUAGUUUUUGGUUUCCUCUUGGGUAAUGUGUUUGAAUGGAAAUCAGGUUCAGUUGCUACUGUAGUAUAUAAGGAUGCUUGCUGGUUAAUAACUCCAGGCUUCCUCAUACCAUUUAUUCUGCUCUUCAAAGAAACCUAGAAAGCCAUUAACUUAGACUUCUAUAGAUAAGGGUGCUUACAAGAUUCCAUUUCAAAAUUUUCUUUUUCCUAUAGUUUAAGUGUUAGUCUGCCAAAACUAAUUUUUAAUAAGCAAGGGUUCAUCAUUAAAGGGCAUUUUCUAUUAGGAACUUCCUGUGGUACAUAAAUCUCUGUUGCGGGGAACAUAUUAGGAGCAUUGUCAGGACGCUGCACAAGUGAUCAUUGGAUUGUGGUAUGGAACCUAUGCUAAAAACAUUUCUAUAGAAAUAUGCACUUGACUGUUGAUACUAGUGUAGAAAUUUCUCUUGACAUUUCUACGCAUCUUUACCAAAAUACUUUUCUCACUCAGUUUUGAGAAGUUGAAAAAUUUCUAGGAUCUCUGCUACUUGUAUGAUCAUCACUACAGGAAUCAUUUUUGGCAUGGUUGGAAAGAUGACUGUUACUGAAAUUAGUUUGUA